Messenger RNA from Heterocephalus glaber (naked mole-rat), 6109 nucleotides. Lineage: Eukaryota; Metazoa; Chordata; Mammalia; Rodentia; Bathyergidae. The record is from RefSeq and is a predicted model, not a curated record.
UAGGUUUAGACUCCCACCCCCCCAAUCCUAAAGACCCCGAUGGUGCGCACGCGCUCAUUUUUCUUUCAGUCAGGAGGUGGCGCGCUCCUGGUUGCGUUCCCCGUUUCUGUCACUCCGCGAGCUGGAGAGUGGAAGGGGCCGGCAUGUGAAGAGGCUGGAGUUGGGAUUGCGUGGAGCUUUAAGGAACUUGAGGCCUGUCUCCUGUUUUUAGGAAAGAGAUUGCUAGGGGAUGAGUCACACGUGGCUUGGCAGGCAGAGAGGGGGAUGAGUCACGCGUGGUUUGGCAGCCUGAGUUGGGGGGGGAGGUGGGGUGCGGGGGGUGAGUCACACGUGGCUCGGCUCCCUGUGCGGUUAGGCCCACAUUCUGAGGAUGCUGUGAAGGGUUAUCCUUGGGGGAUAUUAACCGAGAGAUUCGCUGAGUUGAGAUUUUAAAAGGUUUCCAUAGAUUUUAAGGUUUUUGCCAAGGACUGGGGAGAGGAGCGAUAGAGUGAAAGUUAAGAGACCUUGAGGAGGCUACGGCUGCAGACUCCUGAAUAAUUGCUGUGGUGUAGGCCUGAGCCAUAGUGUCACCGGCUGCUGCAGGUCCUUGCUUCAUUGAUAAUGCAAGUUAAUACUGAAGCAGGAAUUUGCAAGGAGGGGAAAGAUUUAAUUGGACUGUAAGAAAAGUUAGGGACUUAAUUAAGCUUGAGAAACUGACAAAGUUCUUUUAUGCUGGCCCCAUAAUGAAAAGAGAAGAUAGGCAAAGGCUUCAGUUUAAGAAACUUAUAGUGGCACAGAUUUGAAGAGGUGGCUUAAAUUGGCCUAUAGAAAAACCAAGACAGGUUUUUCUGGAUUGGACUAGAGGCUGGUUGUUCAUGAUCUCAAUGGCCCCUUCUGUGCCAUGGCUCCGGGAGAAGUCCGUUUGCUUGAGGGGGCACUUAAAUUUCCAUUAGAUGAUGAUUAUGAUUUUUUUUUUUUUUUUUUGGUACUGGGGAUCGAACUUGGGACCUUGCGCUUUCGAGGCAGGCAUUGGAACCACUGAGCCAAAUCCUGGCCCUAGAUGAUUAUUUUUGCUUGGAACAGUCUCAAUCUUGUGAGACUACUGGAAGCCAUGGUGACACUCAAUUUAGGGCAAUCGAUUUGGAAACUUGAUGACUUGGAGACUUCUAGGCAUGGUCCAAUGUCCCUGUAAAUCCCUUAUCUUGAAAUUCUGUCUUAAAAGGGGAUGAAAUUAUGUAAAUUGAGGAACAAUCGACUUGUUUUUCCAACAUUUAGACUGACGAUUAACAUUCCUAUAUACAGUGCUGGAAAGGGAUUUGACCCAAAGUUUUAAGAUAACAAAGGGUACAAAAUAAAGGUCAAGCUUUGUUCUGCUUUAUCGGAUAUCUCUGUAGGCCCAAUCAAAGAGUCAGUGAUUGGGGUUUGUUUUGUUUUGUUUUUUUACAAAAACGUUUGUCUUUUUAAGUCCCUGACUGCUUCUGAAGGAAAUACAAACUGUGCUGUCACUGCACUGGGUCCAAGGAGGUCCCGCAAAGCAGAGAUGGGGAACUUCAGCUCACCUCACCCAUGGAACAGGUUGAAGGUUCGAUAACUUCCCUCACAGAAAAAGAAUUUCCAAGAUGUGUCAGUGAGAGGUAUAAAGGCAGAAUUAAACAGGUACCUAUGGGUGCAGAAGUGCUUACUCACCAUGCACAGGGCAGUGUGACCUUUGGGGAUGUGGCUGUGGACUUUUCCUGGGAAGAGUGGAAGCUUCUUGAUGAGACACAGAGACUCCUGUACUUGGAUGUGAUGCUGGAGAACAUUGCCCUUGUGGCCUCAUUAGGUCUUAUAUCUUCCCGAAUUCAUGUGGUUCAACUGGAGGUGGGGGAAAAGACCUGGGUGCCUGACACGGCUGACUUCACUCCAGCCAUCUCGAGGGCGCCUAACUCUGGUUGUUGGUUUCCAAUGGAAGUUGAGGUGGCAUCUUCUCAAGGAAAGUCACAAGUCAGGGCUCUCAAUGCAGAUACUGCCACCCAGAAAGUCUACCCUUGUGGAAUGUGUGGCCCAGUGGUGAAGGACAUUUUGUUUCUGGGUGAGCAUCAGGAAAUACACCCUGGGCAGAAGCUGCACACAUGUGAGGCCUGUGGAAGGCAACUGUGGUUCUUUACAGAUGUCCUUCAGCAUGAUGAAGAUAAAGAUGCUAGGAGGUGUGAAGAGACGGCUAUGUUUGUUAACAGCUCUAGAGCACACACCCCAGUGAGCUCUUUCAUGUGUGUAGAUGAUGAAGAGGAUCUCCUGGGCAGCUCAAGCCAUCUUCAGUACCAGGCCAGGAGUAAUGAAGGAAAUCCACACACAAGCACUAGCUACAGCACAGCCUUUCAAACUAAAGAAAGACUUUAUGAGUGCAGUGAGUGUGGGAAAUUCUUUGGCCACAAAAUCGCACUUGUUUGGCACCAGAGAAUCCACAGAGAAGAAAUGACUGAGAGUGGGAACAUCCUUAGACCAGACCCUGUCCUUAUUGCACAUCAGAGUGUUCACACUGGUGAGAUGCCAUGUGAGUAUGAUGAACAUGGAAAGUUCUUUAGCCAAAGCUCCAGCCUCAUCCUACACCAGUGGGUUCACUCUACUAUAAAGCCUUAUGAAUGCAGUGAAUGUGGAAAAGCCUUCAGAUGCAAAUCCAGGCUUGUUCAGCACCAGAGAAUCCACACUGGAGAAAGGCCUUUUGAGUGUACCAAAUGUGGGAAAUUCUUUAGACAGAGUUCUGUCUUUAUUGAACACCAGAGAGUUCACACUGAGACAAAACCUUAUCAGUGCAAUGAAUGUGGGAAAUUCUUUAGGAGUAAAGUAACACUGGUUCGACACCAUAAACUCCACACAGGUGAAAAGCCUUAUGAGUGCAGUGAAUGUGGGAAAUCAUUUAUUCAGAGCUCUUACCUUACUGCACAUAUGAGAGUCCACACUGGAGAAAAGCCUUAUGCAUGCAGUGAAUGUGGGAAAGCCUUCAGAAUAAAAAACAAACUUGUUCGGCACCAGAGGAUCCACACUGGAGAAAAGCCUUAUGAGUGCAGUGAGUGUGGGAAGUUCUUUAGAAGCAGAGUGAUACUUGUUCGGCACCAGAGAAUCCACACUGGAGAAAAGCCUUAUGAGUGCAGCGAAUGUGGGAAGUUCUUUAGAGAAAGCUCCAGCCUUAUUUCACACCAGAGAGUUCACACUGGUGAAAAGCCGUAUGAGUGCACUGAAUGUGGGAAGUGUUUUAGCCAUAGAUCGAGCCUCAAUUUACACCAGCGAGUUCACACUGGAGCUAAACCUUAUGAAUGCAGUGAAUGUGGGAAAGCCUUCAGCCGGAAAGAUGGGCUUGUUCAGCACCAGAGAAUCCACAGUGAAGAAAGGCCUUAUGAGUGCAGCAUAUGUGGGAAAUUCUUCAAACAAAGCUCUGGACUCUUUGUACACCGGAGAAUUCACAGAGGAACAAGGCCUUAUCAGUGUAAUGAAUGUGGUAAAAACUACAGCAGGAGAUCCCACCUUGUUCAGCACAAGAAAUUUCACAUUGGAUAAAGGCCACCUGAAUCUAACGAAUUGUGAGAAAGCCUAUAGCAGAAGUACUAUCCUAGUUUGUCAUAAAACACAACACUGGAGUAAGGCCUUACGCAUGCAGCCUAUGUGGGAAAGCCUACAGCAGCCAACACAUACUUCUACACUGGAGAGAAGACUUGAGUGUUAUGAAUAUGGCUAAAGCAUUCAUAUACCAGCACCAGAAUAUUCGCAUUAUAGAGAUUGUACAACAGAUGUACAAGAUUCUUUAUAUAAACCUCCAGAUGUGUUCAAUACCAGAGGGUUCACACUAAUGCAAAAUUUUAUGAAUUUAGCAACUCUAGUACAUUCUUUACCCAUAAAAUCAUACUUGUUGAGCACCAGAGAAUGCAUCCUGGGAAAAGACUUAUGAGUACACUGAAUGUGUGAAAUUGUUUUGCUAAAGCUCUAGCCUUAUUGUACUUCAGAGUUCACAUCUGCUAGAUUAGUGAAUUGAAUGUGAAUAAUUUUUUAGCCAAGGCUCCAACUUCACUUUACAAAGAGUUCACAUCAGAGCAAGGCCUUAUGACUACAAGAAAUGUGGGAAAGCAUCUAGCCUUAAUCCAUAUUUCUUUAGAACUGGAGAAUCCAUACUGGAAAAUGGACUUCUCAGUUCCACAAAUGUGAAAAAUUAUUUAGCCCCAAGUUUGGCUUCAUUGGAGAAGUAAAUGCACAGGAGGAAAGCGCAGUCACUGAAAAAGGUUAUAAAUCAGUGACUUUUACUCAUUUCCCACUGAAAAGGGCCUUAGGAGUAUAGAAGAUGUGCUUUCUGCUUAUUCAACAUAAGGAUAGACAUUGGAGAAACACCCUGAGAAACCAUCAUCCAAAUGUUAAAUCUUAAAUCUGGACAUCCACACUAAAGAUUCCAUAUAGUUAUGUGGGACAUUCUCAGGAUUGCAUUGCAUAUUCUGACCCAUCCAAGGCCCUGGUUACAUCAAUGCCAGUACCUUUGGCUGAAGGCUCCUCACCUCUGCCACUUGAGAAAUAUGAAUCAUAUAACCCCAAUAUGCUCAGUGAGCACACACUUUGGUGGCCUUUUUCCUAUUCCCUGGAGGCAAAUCACAAGUUGUUUAAGCAUAAUUAUAAUUGAACCUGAACACUAUAUAUAAAUGACAGUUGGGGGUGACUAGCAAGCUCCAGGGGUUUACCCCACAUAAAGGUGCUUCCACAAAUAAUCUAGUCCAGUCAUCAAAGCUCUAAGAGAUGAGAGUAUGCAGAUAAACUCAGGACCAUUGGACUUAUAUAUUACCUAUGGCCAUGGUGACUGGCAGAGCAAAUAACCUAAAGGUUUUUCUGGAUUCCCAAAGCUUGCUUGGGCUAUUCACUUCAAGGCCACUGCUGCAUUGGCAGGAAAAUGGAGCCACAGAAGAAAUACUAUAGUCCAGAAAUAAAAGACUUGUGUCUCAUGUAGAAAUAUCCUUCAUUGAUAGUCUUCUUAAAGGAUGAAGAGAAUUAUAGUGGAGUCAAUAUGUUUGCCCAAUAUGGUUUUUUGAGGAGUAGAAAAUCCACAUUUUUAUAUAGAACCUUUUUUGACUGUAUAUUGAGAUAUAAUUGAUAUAAAUUAUAGACUUAAAAAAUAAGUGUCUUAACAUAUGUAGAAAUCCAUGAAACCACCACAAGUAUGAUAACGUAUCCCAUCACUUGCAAAGUUACCUUGUAUAAUCAUGCGGAAUCCCUCUUUUCUUCCCUGGCUCCUCAUCUCCAUGACCAGUGAUUUACUGUCAGUAUAAACUAGUUUGGCCUUUCUAGGAUUUUAUAUAAAUAACAUCAUAAAAUGUUUACUCCUUUUUUUCACUCAUCACUUGGAGAUUCAUCCAUGUUGCAUGUAUGAGUUUUUGUGUUCUCUAUUACUAUUUUUGGGGGUAUGGAUAUGUCAUAACAUGAUAUUCUGUUCAUCUGUUACUGGACCUUUGGAUUGGUUCCAGUAAAGGCUUAUAAAAAAGUUGUAAUUAGCAAUUUUGUACUAGUUAAUACCUAGAAGUACAAUGCCUGUUUUUCCCCCCCCCCGGUACCGGAGAUCGAACUCAGGACCUUGCGCUUGCCAGGCAGGCACGGUGCCACUGAUCUACAUCCCUGGCCCCAACGCCUGUAUUAAAUGGAGGUAAAUGUUUAUCAUUCUACAGACUGACCAACUUCCAAAGAGGUUGUACCGUGUUACAUUUUUAGUAGCAUUAUCUGAUUCCAAUUCUGUACCCUCAACAUUUGGUAUGUAUGUUAAUUUUUAAUUUUAUGGCUGAUGGUCAUGUAAAGAAUAUUCUUUAUAAAAUAUCAAUUUCUAGUUGUUUACCAAUGCAGAGAGGUAUAAUUACAUCUUAUAUAUUGAUUUCCUAUCCUGUAAACUAGUAUUUGUUUUUGUUGUUGCUUUGUUUUGUUUGCAAAUUCCAUGGGAUUUUCUCCACAGACCUUCAUGUUGUCUGUAAAGAAAAAGCUUUUAAAAAUAUUUUUAGUAGCAAAAAAAUUAUUGGUACAUUUUAGGCGUACGUAAUGAUAACACUCAGGGAAUUUGCACCUGUACAUGAUACAUCCCGCCUCUUUUUUCCCAUUCUGCCUCCCCUCAAACCCCCUCCCCUCCCUAUGUACA